Messenger RNA from Schistocerca gregaria, 1983 nucleotides. RefSeq lists its product as uncharacterized. Bases 195 to 1931 code for a protein of 578 amino acids. The transcript has 3 exons. The record is from RefSeq and is a predicted model, not a curated record. Gene Ontology annotation, cellular component: plasma membrane. Gene Ontology annotation, biological process: engulfment of apoptotic cell; phosphatidylserine exposure on apoptotic cell surface; apoptotic process involved in development. Lineage: Eukaryota; Metazoa; Arthropoda; Insecta; Orthoptera; Acrididae.
GUGACAGGUACAGAAAGAUAAAUGACAUGAGUCAACCAUAUAAUCAAUGCACAGAGCUCUCAGAAUGUUUCCUACUAAGACUUUGCAAUUUUGCUUUAUACUUACAUUGUGCUACUGACGUUAUUCAAGUCUCCAUAAUGUGUGAAAACAGCAAGGGGUAAUCAACACUGAACAAUGGUAGAAACAAUAGUGAAAUGGUUGUAAAAGGUAUUGAUCAUACACGUCUGUUUGGUCGCAAGCUACCUACAACACAACAAAUAUGGAUAGGACACCUGAUACCUAUGGUCAUAAACUGUUCUCUAUAUGCAGUAGACUUUGGAACAAGUGUUGCACUAGCAUGGCGUUAUUUUGAAGAGCAAAAUUAUGUCUGGGGUAGUUUCACUGUCCUCUUCAUAUAUUUGCCUUCUCUAGUAUUUUUUGUGCAUACAGUGUCUAAGCCACAUUUGUGGGAGGAACAACCCAAUACAACAAAAACUGCUCUCUGGUUUUUGGCACGUUUUCUGCAAAUUGUGGCAUUCCCAGUUUGGGUUAUUUACAGGUAUACAAAGCAACUCUUUUGGUCUGUUGAAGCUUUACUUAGAGAUGGCGAAGAGCAACAAAAUGCAAUAGAGAUAGCAGGAAAACCAAGUCGAAUACAUCUGUAUUUGUUUCUUCAGGCUUUCCUCCAAUCAGCACCACAAGCUUUCCUGCAGCUUUAUGUUCUACUUAAACAAUACGACAAUCAAAUAGAAACAGAUUAUAUGCAUGUGACGUGCAUAAUUUCAUCUCUUCUGAUCUUAUCAUCAACUGUAGCAUCAUUCCAAUUAUUUGAAAGCCAGAAAGUACUUGGUCGAAGUAAGCCAUGGUCUUUAAAAAACUGGCUGCAGCAAGAUGACCACAACAAAAAAAUAUGUAAAGGUAUGGAAACCAAUGGAUCUGAAGCAAAAGAAGGUGACAAUUUCACUAAAGAUGAAGGGCAGACUACCAUUUUUCCUGAAUCAUUCUGGGAAAACAUUUCAAGAGUCGAAGACAUAAAACAGCAAGAAACUGAAUAUCAACAAUAUACACAUGAUUGUGAACUGAGUGACAGUGAAACUUCAACUCCAUAUUUACAGCCAAAAAAUGGUCCUUUAUCAAAGCAAGACAUCUCACAACAAAAUGACAGACAUUCAGGUGACAGUUCUAGUGAGGAUCAGGAAUCCCAUAUUGGCCAUGAGGAUAGGUAUUUGGAGCUUUCUGGUUCACAAGAAACACACACUGUGCAUCACUCAUCACAUGAGCAAACUGUGCAAAGUGAUUACCUUUCUUUAAGGCCUCCUGAAGAAGAAGCACCUCCACCACCGAUACUAGUUAACAAAAAUCAGCAAAAUUUCAUAAUACGUUCCCUUCAAGCAUCUCAAACUCUUGAAACUGUUCCUCCUCAAUUUAGGAGUACAGUUUCAUCACUCUCAUCAGAAGAAAAACUGCAGAAAACAGGAUCAGAACUUGAUGAUCCCAUGGGAAUGUGUGUUUCAGCUUUGUACUGGUUCCUAUUUCUUCUUUCACGCAUGUUAGCUAUAGCAAGUUUUUCACAGUCUUUUCCAUUUGUGGCAUUUGGUCUAUGUGCUCUGCAAUAUGUACUAACUGCUACUAUUCUUCUUUAUAAAAAUAUUUCUCAGCUUGAAAAAGUAUUAGCUCGUCUGAGUCUCAGCUACAUUUAUCUGUUCUGUUUAAUAGAAUUUAAAAUUAGAUUUAGAAGAUGGCUGCUUAGUUACAUUAUAUAUUUCUUAAUACUGAACAUUGAAGAUGUAAUAAUAACAUCCAUAUGGUUUAUUUCAAUAGAGGUGAAAGGUUGGUGGGAAACAUAUGUGCUAGUUCUAAUGUGUGCAAGCAUGGUGUUAAGUAUGCUAACAUUUGUCUACUACCUUUGUAUAUUGAAGCCAAAAACAGUGAAAAUGUAUGACGGAAUGUGACAAAACUAAAUUAAUAAAUUCAUCUGCACUUACUGUACAUGCAGCACACACC